UAUUCCAAAGUUUAGGAGCUAAAUGUAAGAAAGCUCCACCACCUUUAGUGUACUUUGCUAUUCUAGGAACUACUAGAAGCCCAGAGUUUUGAGAUCUCAGGUUAAUAUUAAUUCAGAUAUUCUAAUCCAUUAUUGUUUCUUUUGUAACAGAGGGACAGAUGCUCCAUAUAAUGUGAGACUAUUAAUGAACAGUUGGUGAUAUAUGUUCAACAAAAUAACUCUUAAAACUGAUGAUUUUUGUUUAUUUAAUAUUUAUGGAAGAUAUAUGAGUUAUGCUUUUUGAUUUUCUCUGUCUUUUUGAAUAGUGACAGUGUGUAUGCACGUGUGUGUGACCUGAGAACAAGAAAUGAAUGUAAUUGUUGGAAAAACCUGCAUUAUAUAAAAUAAUUUGCGAUCCCUAUUUUUAACUGCACUAGGAAUAUUACCCUAUGUAACGUCAGCACGGGAUACAAUCUGUAAUUUCUCAUGGGAAUAAGCACAUGACAUUUAUUUUUCCAAAAUAAACAAAGAUUAAAAAUUUUUUUAAAAGGACUUUACUUUCAGGGCUCGUUGUUUUACUGUUCCCCAAAAUGGGACAAUUUGGUUUAAAACAUGUGAAACCCUAAUUGUAGUUUUAAACAAAGGAGAACAGCUCCCCAAAAGUCUGAUAAAUGGUGAAUAUAUGGGACCCAGACAUAUUGGUCAGAUUUUUCAACAGUUUUUGUCUGAGAAAAGGGCAGAAGCCAUACUUUCUAAUUGAGGGUAAUAGAGGACGUAUUAAAAUAAACAUAUGCAAUGUUUUUUCAGGGUGGACUUUUACUUUCAGGGCUCUUUGUUGAACCAUUCCCAAAAUGAUCCAAUUCGAAUUAAAACAUCUAAAACCUUAUUUAGAAAUGUAGACAAAGACAAAGGCUUCCCAAAAGUCUGUAAACAUUGUUUCAUUGGAUGUAUGGGACCCAGUUAUACCAAAACUGUUAAUAAUUCCUUUGAUUUUGUCAAAAUAGGUUGAGAAAAGAGAAGAGCUGAAGCUAUAUUUUCUAAUUGGGGGCAAUGGAGGGACUGUGUAUGCAGACGCCAUGAUUUUUGGACUGUCCCACUUUCCCUGGGAGGGGGGGGAGCUGGGUGUUGCCUUCUCUUUUCUCCGGAGGAGCACACAUACAAACACUCUAUCACACGCACAGCUAUCAGACAGGCUACUAAUCCGAGUUUUGUCUUGUGCUCAUCGGUGUAGAUUUAACAGUUUUUUGGUCGUUUAAAGGAAACCGAUACACAAAACAAAAACCCGCAACCAUGGGAGUGGAAGGCUGCACCAAAUGCAUCAAAUACAUGCUGUUUUUCUUCAACUUUAUUUUCUGGCUGGCUGGAUGUGUAAUCCUGGGCGUCUCUCUGUGGCUCCGUCAUGACGAAAAAACAAGCAGCCUGUUGGUGCUCAAAUUUGAAGAUACAGAGGCACCUAACACCUUCUACAUCAGUGUCUACAUUCUGAUUGCUGUUGGCGCUGUGAUGAUGUUUGUUGGAUUCCUCGGUUGCUAUGGUGCCAUCCAGGAGUCUCAGUGCCUCCUGGGAACUUUCUUUACCUGCCUGGUCAUUCUGUUUGCCUGUGAGGUUGCUGCCGGUAUCUGGGGAUUUAUCAACAAAGACCAGAUUUCUAAAGACGUAAUCGGCUUCUAUGACACCGUGUAUGAUCGAGGAAUACAGUCGACUGUCGCUGAGAAGAAAGAAGCUGCUGCUGCUGUACUGAAGGUCUUCCACGAGACUCUGCAAUGCUGUGGCAAGGGUACUGCAACCUCACUUUUGACUGGCUGGACGACUGAUCUAUGCCCUACUAAAGGAGCUUUUGAGAUGAAUCAGAACUGUCACUCGAAAAUCAAAGAGCUUUUUACUGACAAGAUCUACCUGAUUGGCAUUGCUGCCUUGGUCGUUGCUAUCAUCAUGAUCUUUGAGAUGAUCUUCAGCAUGGUGCUCUGCUGUGGAAUCCGAAACAGCCCUGUGUACUGAAAGACGAUUGGAUGAAUCAGGCUGUAGGUGUGGGGCAUCUGGAGAUACCAGCCAAUAAAACUGAAGGAAAACAUAUUCUUCUGAUUAAUUUUUGUAUCUACCCUAAUUUCCUAAUAUAGUCAGUUUGUCUUAUGGAACAAAUGAUUUAUUCUAUGGUGUGUUACUUUUAUUCUAAUGUGAUGCUCUGUCACUGUCUGCAGUUGUGUAUGCUGCAUGCGCAUUCUUGUAGACAAUGGCAGGCUAGGAUAGAAUUAUUAGAUGCUUACACACACACAAUAAAAAAAAACAAAAAAAACAAACAAACGUACAACACAAUGGCCUUUAACAUUCUGUUUUCUGUAGUAGUGAGGACAAUGGCUAUUUUUAUUGGUUUCUUUUAUUUUUCAAUUAUGUACGUAAGAUGUUAUUAAUUUCUUAUGUAUGUAAAAAAAAAAAUUGUAUAUAUUUGCAGCCAUUUGGCCUUCCAGCAUGGAUAUUGUAAUUAAACAGCCCUAUAGACCUUCUUUUCUGAAUGUGCUUAUACGUUUUCUCGAAAAAUCAACCACUAAGAAACAGUAUUAGUGAAAAGAAAGGAGGUCAAACCUUAAAACGUAAAUAUUAAAGAUUCCUGUACCUCGGUGUAGCCUAAAUAUAUAUAAACGUGUUGCCUUGGCUUCCUUUGUUGCCAUACAUUGUGGGCCAACAAACUGCCAAAAUAAUAGUUGUUGCAAGCAUGUCUAUGCUCUGACAUCCUUUAGAGUCUUUAGAAAUGAACUAAAAUUUCCUCUAUUGCUAAUGCUCUGACUAAUGUUUGCCCGCAUGUUGUCUGCUGGGGGAAGUUGCAAACCAGCUGGAUCGUUUGUAUAACUUUGCAUCGACUGCUGUAUUUUGUUUGACCUCUGACCCUAGGCCACCCUCACGCUCUAACUAACCCAAGCCAAAGCUCUUAUAUGCACCUACCAAUCUUAUUGACAGAAUGUCCUAUACUUAAAAAAAAAAAAAAAAAAAUGAAGACUACAUUAUCUAGUAUGUCCUGUUGAUUCCUAGUGGAAGUUACACAUAUAUUGUUCUCUAUAUUCUCUAUCCAUUUGAUGGAAUGCUGUGCUUAAAAAAAAAAAAAAUUGUUUUGAUUUACAUCAUAGUAACUCCUUUUUGCCAAAUAUGCUGGGGAUUACUUAACAAUGUCAUAGCAUCCCAUAAUCAGUCUUCUGAGUGUACCGUAAGGCUCUGGUGUGCGAGUGUGUUUUUGGUGUGUUGAUAGUAAAGCCUGUUGGAAAAAUCUAGUAUUUAGGAGUUAAAACCUCACUGCCGCUGCUAGUACUGUACCUCUUCUCGUCACAAGGUGUCGCUCAAACAGCAUUCAUUUUAUUGAGCGCACAAACACGUCAACGUUCUGUUAUCUUUGGGUAAUUCGUUCUUUAAACCAUUGAGGAAAUCCAUCUACAUCAUAUUCACUACAUAAAUGUAAUGCACUUCAGUCAUCUAUGAACCCUUCUACCCUAACACUUACAUACAUGCACACACACACCAUUUACAUCGUUUCCUACAUACAAGUUGUAAUUGUCACUUAAUGCCUAUGCUGAUCAAUUGUCUUGUAAUAUGUACAGCUAUAUAUUAUUGUACUAAUGACUAUGUAAAGGCAUUGUGAUAUCUUUUUUUCUGGUACUUUGUCAAAUAAAGGACAGAAAUUACUGUGAAAGCCAGCCAGGCCUUUGGGAUCCUUGCAGGGCAACAGAUGUAGAUACUAGGAAGGUUAGGAAUUAUACAAAAAAGAAGCGAAGGAAUGCAUACAGUAAUUGUGAGCUUAUGUUGGAUGGAUUUUCCGUAAAGUGGGAUCCACUGGCAGCUAUCACUCCAAUCUCUGUCCUGGUUCACCUAAAUCAUAUAGUUUUUUUGUUCUUUUUUGUUGCCCAAAUACUUAGGGAUUAAAUGUAUUUUACAAAUAAAA
Messenger RNA from Silurus meridionalis, 3904 nucleotides. It is a transcript of the gene cd81a, whose product is annotated as CD81 molecule a. The coding region runs from base 1270 to 1977 and encodes 235 amino acids. Gene Ontology annotation, cellular component: membrane. The transcript is spliced from 8 exons. NCBI's taxonomy places the organism in Eukaryota, Metazoa, Chordata, Actinopteri, Siluriformes, Siluridae. The record is from RefSeq and is a predicted model, not a curated record.